This is a messenger RNA of Bactrocera dorsalis (oriental fruit fly), 2256 nucleotides long. RefSeq names its product cholinephosphotransferase 1 (gene bbc). The record is from RefSeq and is a predicted model, not a curated record. NCBI's taxonomy places the organism in Eukaryota, Metazoa, Arthropoda, Insecta, Diptera, Tephritidae. Gene Ontology annotation, cellular component: endoplasmic reticulum membrane; Golgi apparatus. The transcript has 7 exons. Bases 675 to 1982 code for a protein of 435 amino acids. Gene Ontology annotation, molecular function: ethanolaminephosphotransferase activity; diacylglycerol cholinephosphotransferase activity. Gene Ontology annotation, biological process: phosphatidylethanolamine biosynthetic process.
UCUCAUUGACAUUUCUAUUGGCCCAUCGUUUGUGUGAAAUUUUCGCUCGACAUUUGUCGUUCUUUUGCACACAUUCGAAAGCAGUGCAUUUUCAUCGGAUCACUACGUGGAAAUUGUGAGUGAAAAGUGUGCUGAAGUUAAUGGAUUGAAUUUUCGUGUAGCAACAAUUAAUUUAACAACGAAGCCAAUGCAUUUGCAAUAGUGAAAUUAAAGCAACCGGCUAAAUAAUAAAAGUAAGAAAAGCCAAUUUUACCAAAAAAUUAAACGUCAAUUUGGUCAAAAUCGGUGGAAAAGUUUAUUAUAUUUAUAGAAGUGUGUGUACAUGUAUCAGCGAAAAAAAUAAGUGUUUUUGCUUGAAGCGAAACUUGUACAAAAGCGUAAAAGUCAAACACGUGAAUAUAUCGCACAAGUAAAAGUAGUGCACAUUAAAAAAUAGGUGUAAAAGUUUGAAAUCAUACUAAAACGACAGGAGAAAGAAGAAUUGUUAUUUAUUUUACAUAUAUAUCUAGCUUAUAACAAUAUACGAGGUAUUUUAGGACAUUUGAAGUAAAUUCUAAUGAAAAAUUUUAUACUUAUAUAAAAAAUUACGUGAAUUUUAUAACAAUCGCACGCAUAACCAACGCAAAUACAGAAACUGACCUCCACAGCAACGAGAAAAUUUCGGGCGCAUUAACAUGUCAUCAAUCACAUACAAGGAGCGUGUACUCAGCGCUCAACAGCUGAAAAAGUUGUCGGAACACAAAUACUCCUGCACAAGCAGCAGUUUGCUGGAUCCAUGGCUACAGCCUUGGUGGAAUUGGCUUGUCUCAAUGACGCCUUUAUGGUUGGCGCCCAAUCUCAUUACAAUCAUUGGACUGAUUGUCAACAUAGUGACAACAUUAAUAUUAGUAUCCUACAGUCCCAAUGGCAAGUCGGCGCCACCCGGCUGGGCUAGCCUGCUGUGCGCAUUCGGACUUUUUGUUUAUCAAAGUUUGGAUUCGAUCGACGGCAAGCAGGCGCGACGCACAAAUACCCAAUCACCAUUGGGUGAGCUCUUUGAUCAUGGUUGCGAUUCCAUAUCGACCGUUUUCGUCGCGCUCUCGGCGUGUAUAUCUUGCCAAUUGGGACAAUAUCCAAAUUGGUUGUUCUUUCAGUGUUUCUGUGCCAUCGGCCUGUUUUAUUGCGCCCACUGGCAGACAUACGUUUCAGGCACGCUGCGUUUCGGCAAAAUCGAUGUGACCGAAGCACAAUUCACCAUCAUGGCUAUACAUAUUAUAUCGGCCGUGUUCGGCUCGGACGUGUGGCAAGCGCGGUUACCCUUGCUUGGCUGCGAAGCGCGUGUUUUAUCACUUUAUCUUAUAUUCGGCAUUUACAUUUUAUUUGUUUGUCGUUAUGCGCGUGUGAUUAUGACGGAAGGAUGCGGCAAAAAUGGAUCAUCCGUUGCUGGUACCAGCGUGCUUUCGCCCAGCAUACCGUUAACAAUGGUCAUACUACCCGCACUGAUAAUUGCUCAAAAAUCGCCACAAAAUAUUUUCACCGAACAUGCAUCGUUGUAUAUCUUGGCUUUUGGCAUGGUGGCCGCCAAGGUGACCAACAAGCUGGUGAUUGCGCACAUGACAAAGGCUGAGAUGGAGUAUUUGGAUUGGUCACAAUUGGGACCAGCUUUACUCUUCUUCAAUCAAUACUUCAAUUGUGUGGUGCCGGAAAUUUGGCUGUUGUGGUUCUCAUUGUUCUGGGGCACGCAGGAUCUCAUACGCUACUGCUCCAAAGUAUGUUUGGAGAUUUGCAAUCACCUACAUAUUAAUCUCUUCACCAUCCCAUAUGCUGGCAAAAAUGCCCCACAAACCGUCAGCCAAGGCACAAGUGCACCCACCACCAGCAUGAGUAUGAGCGCCACAGCGGCGGCUGGUGCGAGUGCGGCGGUGGCGCAUGACAAGAACGGCGGCACACAGCAUCGAAAGACGACGCGGCAGGCUAGCAAAAAGCAGCAACAACAACACUAGAAUUUUAUUUUAAAUUGUAUAAUUAAAUAGAAAAUCAACAAGAACAGGAAAAUACCCAACAACAAUGUAAAUCUCUAUGAAAUUGUUCCGUGUCAAUAUAUACAAAACAUACAAAGAAAAAAAACUUGAAACCAGGAGAAUACAAAUGUGGAGAAGACAAAAUUAUACUAGCGUAAACAAACCAGGCAAUUAAACUGAUGACUAGCGUAAAUUAAAAUACUGUAAUAAAAGAAAUUGCUAAGCAUAAGUAAAGCUAUAAGUUUUUAUGAAAAUA